This is a messenger RNA of Physella acuta, 6017 nucleotides long. RefSeq names its product ATP-dependent translocase ABCB1. Gene Ontology annotation, molecular function: ABC-type oligopeptide transporter activity; ATP binding; ATP hydrolysis activity. The record is from RefSeq and is a predicted model, not a curated record. Gene Ontology annotation, cellular component: mitochondrial inner membrane. Gene Ontology annotation, biological process: oligopeptide export from mitochondrion. Lineage: Eukaryota; Metazoa; Mollusca; Gastropoda; Physidae.
GCGGUUUGUAUAAAACAUUGAUCGGGUUAGUGAGCAGACAUAAGACGAUACUAAAGGAAGGAGUGGGUUUGUUGGAGAAGAAAAAAGUAAAAUACCGCAGUAAACACAGGCAGUGACAUUUCACGACGGAUGUUAAUUAAUUAAGUUGAUAUCCUAAUAAAGAAAAAACAACAACCAAGGACUUGGCCUAUAAAAGAAAGCAUGCACUUUUGAGUGGUCAGCCAAGUAGAGCCAGAACUCAAGAAGUGUCAACCAGAGUGGCAGAUAUUUUCACUUGUAACACUAGGUGUACACACAAACAAUGACAAAGGAAGAAACUGUUAUCAGUGACAUGCCCAAUGGUCAAACAGAGCCAUUAGAAAAUGGACAUAGUAAAACAAAUGGCACAACGUCAGCAAAUGGGGCGAGCCAUCAUCAGACUAAUGAAGGCAAAGAUGUCGAGGACAUAGAAGAGGAAGAGACAACGUCUGGCUGUUGUGGGAAAAGUAAACCAGCUAAAAAAUCUGAAGCGGUUGGGGUCUUAGAGCUGUUUCAGUUUGCAACCUGCUUUGACAUAAUUCUGAUGGUCAUUGGCACUAUAGGAGCUGUAGGCCAAGGGGUGACAAUCCCCCUCAACAUCGCUAUCUUUGGUGAAGUUAUUGACGUCUUUCUCCCAGAUUACAGCAACAGCACCACAAACUCAACAGAUCAUGAACCUUUACAGGAAAAAGUUCUGCCGUAUAUUUACUACUUUAUCGGCAUUGGUGUUGGCUCUUUUAUAUGCAGCUUUUUUGCUAUCAGUUGUUGGACAUGGGCGGCAGAAAGACAGGUUAGCACAAUGAGAAAAAAGUUUUUUCAUUCUGUCAUGAGACAAGAGAUUGGCUGGUUUGAUGUACAUGAGGCAGGGGAGAUAAGCUCAAGAUUUUCAGAGGAUGUGAAUAAAAUAGCUGAAGGGAUGGGAGAUAAAAUGGCUGUGUUCCUGCAGUGGGUGUCUACAUGGGCAGCGGCCUAUGUCAUGGCCUUCACAAGAUCCUGGAAGCUGACAUUAGUUGUUGCCAUAUUCAGCCCUCUUCUGGCACUGGCUGGGGCUUUGAUUGUCAGGGUGAUGAGAAAGAUGGCCAGCAAGGAAACAGCUGCAUACGCCAAGGCUGGGGCCAUAGCAGAGCAGGCCCUGAGGUCAAUACGGACUGUUCAAGCCUUUCAAGGUCAAGAGAAAGAAGUGACCAAGUACCAAGAAAACUUGGAUACAGCUGUUGUCGUGGCAACAAAGAAAGGUUUUGCUCUAGGUAUCGGAAACUCUCUUUUGUGGUUUCUGCUUUUCCUGAUGUUUGCUGGGGUCAUGUGGUUUGGAAUUUACCUGGUUCAAGAGGACGAUCUACUGGCUGGAAGAAUUUUACCUGUUUUCUUUGGUGUGAUGAUUGGCUCAACUGCUCUUGGCAAUGCCUUCAACAAUCUUGAAAGCUUUUCAAAUGCCCGGGGUGCCGCCUCUAAAAUUUUUGUCAUUAUUUCUAUGGAGCCAAAAAUUGACUCUUUCUCUGAAAUGGGGCUUAAGCUUUCAUCUUUAGCUGGCAACAUUGAAUUUAAAGAUAUUCGGUUUGCCUACCCUGCUAGGCCUGAAGCUGUGGUUCUUAAGAAAUUAAACUUGACCAUUAAUGCUGGUCAACAUGUAGCCUUUGUUGGCCCUAGUGGGUGUGGCAAAUCUACCUCAGUCCAGCUGAUUCAAAGGUUCUAUGAUCCUCUAGAGGGCGCUGUGUUGGUUGAUGGAAAUGAUGUAAAAGAAUUGAAUUUAAAAUGGCUUCGUUCAAAUAUUGGAGUGGUUAGCCAGGAGCCAUCUUUGUUUGAUGCCUCCAUUGAGGAGAACAUAAGAUUUGGCAGGAUGGAUGCGACAGAACAUGACAUUCAUCAAGCAGCCAAAGAGGCAAAUGCUCAUGAUUUUAUCAUGUUACUUCCUGAGGGCUACAAAACAAAUGUUGGUGAGCGAGGAGCACAACUUAGUGGAGGACAGAAACAAAGAAUUUCAAUAGCCAGAGCACUGGUCAGGAAUCCAAAGAUACUUCUGCUCGAUGAAGCCACGUCUGCUUUAGAUCAAGAAAGUGAAGCUGUUGUUCAAAGCGCUCUGGAAAAGGCCCAGCAUGGUAGGACAACAAUUACCAUAGCACAUAGGCUGUCAACAGUAAAGAGAGCUGACAAAAUUGUGGCCAUCAGUAAUGGAGAAGUUGUUGAGGAAGGGACACAUGAAGAACUUAUGAAAGCUCAGGGGCUUUAUUAUCAAUUAGUUAAAAUGCAGUCAAAAUUUGACAAAGAAUCAGAAAUAGUUCAAGUGGAAGAGGCAAUCAGUCUUUUGUCAGUUAGGGUUAAGUCCCCUAGUCCCAAGGAUGUUUCUGAUGUAGAGAUUGUUGAGGAAGCAGAUGGUGAUGGUGAGUUUGGUGAAGAAGAGCUUCUGAGAUCAUCAUUCAAGAAAAAAAUAAACAAACAAGACAGUGUCAUUGAAAAAGAGAUUAAUCUAGUUGCCAGAAACAGCUUCAGAAAAUCUAAGAAGAAAUCCAAGAAAGGGAAAGAUGAAAAAUCUGGAGAGGAUGAGAUUGAAAGUAUUGGCAUGGCUAAAGUUAUGCAGUUCAAUGCACCUGAAUGGCAGCUGAUUGUCUUAGGGUGUAUUGGAUCUAUCAUCGCUGGGGGCAUUCACCCUGCAUUUUCAUUUCUUCUCAGUGAAUUUAUCAAGGUUUUUGGAGUGAGAGAUCAUGCAGAGCAGUGGCGCCAAACCCAUGUGUUGGCUGGCAUUGUCAUUGCUGCUGCCGUAGUCUCUGCUGUUGUCAGAAUGUUGCAGGGCUAUUGCUUUAGUAGAUCUGGAGCUUUGCUAACAGCUCGUCUUCGUGGUCUGACCUUUGCUUCUAUUAUAAACCAAGACAUGGACUACUUUGACUUACCAAACAACCAGGUUGGAGCUCUAGCUACCAAACUUUCUGGAGAUGCUGCAAUGGUGCAGGGGGCAACAGGUUCAAAGAUAGGCCAAAUGCUUGAGGCAGCUUCAACCAUUGUGUGUGCUCUUUGCAUUGCUUUUAUCUUUGGCUGGAAAUUAGCCUUUGUAGUUUUGUCCUUCAUGCCUCUGAUGAUUAUUGGUGGGGUCAUUCAGGGCAAAGUAAUAGCUGGUGCUGCAAAGAAGGACAAAGUUCAGCUGCAACAAGCUGGCAAGAUCUGCUCAGAGGUUGUGGACAGUAUUAGAACUGUUGUGUCUUUGGGGAGAGAAGAUUACUUUGUGAGAACCUUUGAUGCACUGAUAGAUUUCACUAGAGCAUCAAGCAGAAAAAUGUCUUUUGUGUAUGGCAUCACAUAUGGAGUUGGUAACUGCAUAAUUUUCUUUGCUUAUGCUGUGGCUUUUUAUUAUGGCUCAGUCCUUGUCAAUGAUGGUGAAAUGGAAUUCUUUGAAGUAUUUAGAGUAUUUGCUGCCAUUAUUUUUGGAGGGAUGAUGAUAGGAAGACAGUCAUCAUUUGGUGCGGACUACACAAAAGCUAAAAUAGCAGGUGCUCGCAUCAUUAGUAUCAUCAACAGAAAGCCAAAGAUUGAUGUCAGGGAGACAAGUGGGCAGAAAAUUGCCAAUUUCAGUGGGUGUCUGCAGCUAGAGAAUGUCAACUACUUUUAUCCAAGUCGACCCAACGCUACAGUUCUAAAUGGUCUGAACCUGACCAUUAAUUAUGGUGAGACCGUUGCUCUUGUUGGUGCUAGUGGCUGUGGGAAAAGUACCACCGCCCAACUGAUUGAAAGGUUCUAUGAUGUUGUCCAAGGGGCACUGCUGGUGGAUGGGCAUGAUGUAAAAAAUCUGAACUUGGCCUGGUACAGACAGCAACUUGGUAUUGUAUCCCAGGAGCCCACACUGUUUGACUGCAGUAUCGCAGAGAAUAUUGCUUAUGGGGACAACUCCAGGAUUGUUCCCAUGGCAGAGAUCAUAGAGGCAGCAAAGAAAGCAAACAUUCACACUUUUAUAUCCAACCUGCCCCAGGGUUAUGACACAAAUGUAGGGGAGAAAGGGGCACAACUGAGUGGUGGACAAAAACAGAGAAUUGCAAUUGCUAGAGCCCUUGUUAGAAACCCAAAAAUACUUUUACUUGAUGAGGCCACAUCAGCUUUAGAUUCAGAGAGUGAAAAGGUAGUCCAAGAUGCUUUAGACAUUGCCAGCCGUGAUAGAACUUGUGUAACAAUCGCUCACCGUUUGUCCACAAUUCAAAACGCCAAUAAAAUUGCUGUCUUCAGCAAAGGAAAAGUCAUUGAAAUUGGCAACCAUCAUCAGUUGUUUGCUGCCAAGGGAGCUUACUACAGAUUGUUAAUGGCCCAAAAUAGGCCACACAAAACAUCUUAAGGAAUAACAACUCUCAACCUGACACGUUGACAGGAAAAAACUUUAAAAAAUGGCAGACAUGUUGUUUUGACCGUAAUUGUUUCAAGUAAAUUUGAGCUAAUUGAUUGCACAAAAGCAGAUCAAUAUAAACAGUUAUGAAAAGUAAAAAAAUGCCUGAAAAUUCAUCUUCCCUGAAAAACAAUCUGGCAAGUCACAGUAAGAACAUUGAAACUCUCUGGAUGACAUUGUUUUAUCUGGAUUGAAUUUGUCAAACUAACGAUACUUAUGUAGUUUAAUAGCUGUUCAGACUUUGCCGACUAGUUGAACUCAUGUUGUUAAUGUUGAACAGAUAUUUUUAUUAUUGUAUACUGAAUCUCAAGUAUAUGGUUUCAAAUGUAUAUGUAUGUUAUUUUUUUGAGAAAAGUGUACAGAUUAUUUAUUUAUUGACAACUUUGUGACUACUGUGAUUGACUUUAUUUGAUGACUCUCUAAUCUUUUGUCUCAUUUCACAGGAAUUUAAUUUAACAUUUGUUGUUGUUGGCCUGUUGCUUGCCAUAGAAGCCACUAGAUCAUUGCAAUCUAAAUGUUUAUCUAUAGUUAAAAGCUGUGUAUUGUCAGUGGGUAUUAAAUUACAUUUAUAACGGGUAUUUCUAAAUAACUCACUAGGUGAAACUAAGAGUAAAAUGGACUCAACAAACACUAGCAAUGCAACAGAAACUGAUAUUAUUUCAAAAUGUACCACCUCAAAGGUACAAACUGAAGAAGAAAAACUUGUAAAUAAAGCUAUAUAGAUCAAAUAGUGAUGCAAUAAAGAAAAAAACAAGUAAUAAAUGUAGCUAUAUAGAUCAAGUAGUGAUGGAAUAAAAGAACAACUAGUAAAUGUAGCUAUAUAGAUCAAAUAGUGAUGCAAAAAGUAAUCUUGUAAAUGUAGCUCAGCGGGGGCUUUUUUUCACAUUGGCUGUUUAAAUUAAAAACUACAAAAUAAUAACAGCAUUUUAAUAAAAAGAAAUGGAGUAGUAAAAACAUAGCAUAAAUAUGCAUUCAAAGAUUUGGAAUAAAGAAAUAAUAUUACAUUGCUAUAAUACAAAAUGAGAUACAAUGAGAAUAUAAUAGAUGAAUGAGAAAUGUUGCAAUGAGUCAGUUAAGGAGGUCAUUAAAUAAUUGUUGUUUUAGUUUAGUUUUGAAAAUUAAGAAAUGUAGGUGUGUAGCUCAAGUAGUGAUGUGUUCAAGUAAAUGUGUGUGUAUGUGUGUAUAUAGCUCAAGUACUGAUACAUUGAAAAUGUUUUGGUGUUUUUCUAGCACCUGCCUAACUUUGUGUACACAAAAAAAUGUUAAAUCCAUGAUUAUGUAAAAAGUAUUCAUGUACAUUCCAUAGAAACUUAAAGACAAUGUUUAAAUUAUUAUAACUUACUGUACAUACAUUUUUGUUACUAAAUAAAUAUGUAAAUUAAUAUUUAAUUUCAUGCUUGUUUCCAGAAUGUUUUCCAAUGUUUCCUAAAGGCCUGAAUGUUUUUAAAAAAUGUUUUCUUGAAUGUUUCCUAAAUGCUUUCUUGAUUUAUUUAUUAAUUUUUUAAUGUUUCUUAGAUGUUUUUGAAUGUCUGAAUUACUUGCUGCGGACUAUUGUAUUUUCUGUGUGAACGUCUGAUUAAAAUUAAUAUAUUGUUUUAAUUUGAGAAAUCCAGUUUAACCAACAGAUGUUAACAAAAAU